Molecule: messenger RNA, 1358 nt
Organism: Erythranthe guttata (spotted monkey flower)
Lineage: Eukaryota; Viridiplantae; Streptophyta; Magnoliopsida; Lamiales; Phrymaceae
Product: protein-tyrosine-phosphatase PTP1
Biological process (GO): protein dephosphorylation
Molecular function (GO): protein tyrosine phosphatase activity
Source: RefSeq, a predicted model, not a curated record
GUAAUAAUAAUAAUAAUUCAAAGACUGAGUGAGAUCUACGAGAUCGGAGAUGACGAGAUCCUUUUCUACCACCGCCGCCGCAUUAGCUUCUACGACGGCGGCCAAAAACUCCGGUUUUUCCGCCGUCACCACCACUCAGCGGCGCGCCCUGUCGGAGGAUCAGCUACGCAGCUGCUCCGAAGCUCUCAAAUUCUUCCAGCAAAAAUUAAGCUCUCCGCAAUCGAUUCACCAUGAGUUUCAAAUCUUAGAGGACAGAAUGAAAGCAUUCGACGCGAGGAGUAGUUGCACCGUUGCCCUUGACAGUGUCAACUCCAGCAAGAAUCGUUACGAUAAUGUCAUACCGUAUGACAAUAACAGGGUUAUUUUGAAUCAACACAAGGAUUACAGACCUUCGCCUACUGGAUAUAUUAAUGCAAGCUUUGUUAAGGCUUCUGAGGGCGUUUCUCAGUUUAUCGCAACUCAAGGUCCACUGCCGCACACUGCAGAAGAUUUCUGGGAAAUGGUGAUGCAAUAUCACUGCCCUGCCAUUGUUAUGCUCACCAGAUUGGUCGAAAAUAACCACACAGUGAAAUGUGGAGAUUACUUCCAAGCAGAGGAUGGAGCUAGAGAGUUUGGUAAUGUACGCAUCACCGUUAAGUGGAUACAAACUACGGAAACUUCGUUAAUCUUGCGAUGCUUAGAAGUGAAAAACAAGGGGUCAAACGAGGCACCAUGUUCGGUUUUGCACAUUCAGUAUACAGAAUGGCCGGACUAUGGAGUACCGAAAGACACUGUUGCAGUUCGUGAAAUCUUCAAACGACUAUCUGCGGGCCCACAGUGUCUUGGCCCAAUCGUCGUGCAUUGCAGUGCUGGUAUUGGAAGAACUGGAACUUACUGUUUGAUACACAACACAAUCCAAAGAGUUCUUAACGGAGAUAUGAGUGCUUUGGAUCUUGUUAAUACCGUAACCACAUUUAGAUCACAGCGACUCGGAAUGGUUCAGACACUGGAGCAAUAUCAGUUCUGCCAUAAAGCCAUUGCUGAUGAACUACAAAACCUCAUAUCAGAUAGCAAAGCUCAUGCAUGAGAGAGAGAGAGAGAGAGAGAGAGAGAGAGAAUCAUCAUUGUUAUUGAUUGCUAAGUAUUAAUCAUAACUCCUAUUUUGAUUAUAAAAAAAAAUUAAAAAGUAUAUAUUAUUCUCUUGACUGGAAAAAUAGACUGAGUUGACCUGGUCUUGGAUCCAUGGUUCUCAACUGAGAAAAGUAUAUAUCUUAUUCUUCUAAUUAUUAUAAUUAAUAUUCAAUUUGAAUUAAAUAGUUUCUUCACAAGGAGUGGGAAGAACGGCUAAUAUAUUUUAUUUUUUUUGAAGAUUUUUCCUA